Amphibalanus amphitrite is the source of this 1756-nucleotide messenger RNA. Its product is annotated as L-xylulose reductase-like. Gene Ontology annotation, biological process: glucose metabolic process; xylulose metabolic process. Lineage: Eukaryota; Metazoa; Arthropoda; Thecostraca; Balanomorpha; Balanidae. Gene Ontology annotation, molecular function: L-xylulose reductase (NADPH) activity; carbonyl reductase (NADPH) activity. The record is from RefSeq and is a predicted model, not a curated record. The coding region runs from base 468 to 1202 and encodes 244 amino acids. The transcript is spliced from 2 exons.
UCGCCCAGGCGCCUGGGCCUGGUUACCGUCCUCUUCCCCCACCCUUGCCGUCUGCGUUGUGGGGAACAAGGGAUUGGACACUCAAGGCAACACAUUUCAAUAAAGCUAUCGCAAUUUUAUACUGAAAAAGGUUUAAAUUACAUAUUACGUUUAGUUAUCACUAGCCAGGAAUAUGAUUAGGAGAUCAAUCAGAGUUCGGUAUCAAACUGUAAUUGCAUGCCAUGUUACGCUUGUUCGAUACAGUACUGCGAUGCACGGGCGUGGAUACCGAAUGGGCGGUGAAGCGAUCGACCUCCUGGGUAUAAAAGCGCAUACCUGUGUCCAGGACACCGACAUUGACCAUCAGACGGCCGACCUUAGCGCACAGCACCUGCGAUCGUCUUUCGCUACUGAACCAUCAUAACUAUUGAGCUAUCAAAACACUGCAUUAAACAGCUCUGCACUCACAGCAACAGUCAGCCUAAGCAAUGGAGAUCUCGCUGUCUGGGAAGCGCGUUCUGAUCACCGGCGCCGGCCGAGGGAUCGGCCGAGCCUUGGCGAUCCGUGUGGUCGCCUGCGGGGGUCACGUUAUCGCCCUGUCCCGGACCGAAGAACACCUGGACACCCUGAAAGAUGAGUGCCCCUCGGUGGAGACGGUAACCUGUGACCUCAGUGACUGGGAGGCGACGCGCGAAGCGGUCGAGGCUAUCGAGCCCGUGGACUGUCUCGUCAACAACGCGGGCAUUCUUAUCCUGGAGCCCUUUCUGGAGGCUACAAAGGAAGCUCUGGACACCAUGUUUGACGUGAACGUGAAAGGGGCCUUCAACGUUGCACAGGUGAUCGCUCGAGGAAUGGUUGAGCGUGGCCAGGGAGGCGUCAUCAUCAACAUGUCUUCUGAGCUGGGACUAAGGACAGUUCAGGGCGGCUCUCUCUACUGCGCCUCGAAGGCGGCGCUGGACCACCUGACGCGCGUCAUGACGCUCGAGCUGGGACCCAAGGGGAUCCGCGUCAACUGCGUCAACCCGACAGUGGUGGAGACGGACAUGACGAAGUCCGUGCGGGAAGACCAGGCCAUGGCCGACUGGAUCCUCACCCGGAUUCCGAUGGGUCGGUUCGCCACCACAGAAGACGUGGUGAGCGCCACAAUGUUCCUGCUCAGCGACCACGCCGCCCUAAUCACUGGCGCCUCACUGCCCGUGGACGGAGGCGCCCUGGCGCGCUGAGAAGAGAUGCAGAGGAAACUAAUCGAGAAGAGCUUCUGCGCCGGCUGAGCAAAGGUGGAUGGGAGGGACACUGGAUUCAGUUCAGAGGAGCUAACGCAAGCUGAGCCGAGGAGUAGUCACCCAUCAUGACGGCUGAGGAUGAUGGCUAGCGUUGUAAAAAUAUAAUUGUGUUCUACAAACAUUCAUGCUUUGCCCUUUCAGUUCCCAGUGAACGUGGUAGAAAUGAUGAUUUGAGACAUGUUUGUGUUAUCUAUAGCACGUAGACUUUUACAUGUCACUAAAGGACCCGCACUUACCCAUCUGCUCGUCCUUAGUCCAAGUGAAAAAAUUACGUGUGUCAGAAUGGUGCCUGUUACUGGAAUUCUAUAAAUAAAAAAAAAUGUAAUACGCUCGCAAGCAUCGACUGGCGACCGCCCUUUCCCCAGCCCGCCCCCCCCCCCCCUGGCUGUAGCUGUGGCGGCCUGCGCCGUGUAUUCACCCGGUCUGGUGCACACAACAUUCCUGUGGCAUGUCCUUUUUUGUGAAAAAGUGGAAAUAUACAAUAUACAUGCUCC